Messenger RNA from Photinus pyralis (common eastern firefly), 2047 nucleotides. RefSeq names its product solute carrier family 35 member G1-like. The transcript has 2 exons. Gene Ontology annotation, cellular component: membrane. The record is from RefSeq and is a predicted model, not a curated record. Lineage: Eukaryota; Metazoa; Arthropoda; Insecta; Coleoptera; Lampyridae. Bases 155 to 1180 code for a protein of 341 amino acids.
GGUUGUAAUUGGCGUUUGCUCAAAGUUGUCAACUUUUUAUAGAUAAAUUCCUUCGUUAUUUCGCGAUGGACUGCGGAAAAGGCGAGGCCGUUAUGGAAUGUGAGGAUGUUUCAAGAGAAUGUAAUAAUUGCAGGAAAAGGUAAUCGUGUGAACGAUGCCGGAAAACGUAGAGCUUCAGCAGCUUGUCGACGAGGAACUCGAAGACGACGCCAGUAGCCAGCCGAAACGCAGCCUAUGCAACUGCCCAUACCUAGGACUGAUACUAGCAACCCUAAGCUCCCUUUUCUUCUCGCUUUGCUCCGUGAUCGUAAAAUGGAUGACCGACGUCGAUCCGAUCGCUUUGGCCGCCUACCGCUACAUCGGCGUUCUCCUGCCCGCCAUACCGAUCCUAAUCUACAAGCAGGAGUACGUCUUCCCGAAGGGGAAACGCAUCAUGCUGCUGCUGCGCUCGUUCACCGGUACGGCGGCGCUCAUGCUGAGCUUCUACGCGUUCCGGCACAUGCCGCUGGCGGACGCGUCGGUGAUCGUCUUCUCGGUGCCCGUGUUUACGGCGGUCUUCGCGCGCAUGUUCCUGAAGGAGCCGUGCGGCGUCUUUAGCGUAUUUUCGGUUAUUUUGACGCUGAUCGGCGUCGUGUUCAUCACGCGGCCGCCUUUGCUGUUCAGCGAGACCGUGGACGCGCUGGGCAGCUCGAGCGAGAAGUCCGAGAUUUGGGGUGCGGUCGCCGCGUUCUCGGCGACGCUGUUCGGCGCGAGCGCGUACGUGCUGUUGAGGGCGCUGAAGGGUAUACACUUCUCUGUGAUCAUGACUAACUUCGGGUCGUUCGCGUUGGUCCAGUGUCUUUUGGUGACGUGGAUUAUCGGCGGACUCUGCGUGCCACCGUGCGGGACCGAUCGGUACUUGAUAGUCGCCUUGGCUCUCUUCAGCUUCGGCGGGCAGAUACUGCUGACCGUCGCGCUGCAGAUGGAGCAAGCCGGUCCGGUCGCGAUCGCGCGCAGUAGUGAUAUCGUGUUCGCUUUCAUUUGGCAAGUUUGGUUUUUCGACGAGGUACCAAAUAAGUACUCGGUCGGUGGAGCGUUCCUAGUCAUGACUUCAGUCAUACUGACUGCUCUCCGCAAGUGGGUUCUCGCUCUGCCCGAUAACGCUAGCUUAAAAACCAAACUUAAUAUCUUAUCAAAGUAGACCCGACUGAUUAUUGCAGCUAUAUCGGUUUAUUCUAGUCAGCUUCAUUUUGAUUCUUGUGAUUUGCCUAGUCGUUCUGGAUGAGAGUCUUGGGGGGCCAAAAGAAUUUUGUUUCUAGUUGACAGGCACAAUUGACAUAUCUGUCAAUUGAUGCAAUUGACAUCUGUCAUUAGAACAACUAAAAUAGGAAGACAUAUCUAUCAAUUGCUGCGAAUGUCACAGACAGAUGUGUCAAUUACUGCGAAUGUGACAGCUAGACCUGUCAGUUACUGAGAAUGUGACAGAUAGAUCUGUCAUUUACUGCAAAUCUGACAGAUGUGUCAAUUGCUGCGAAUGUGACAGAUAGAUCUGUCAUUUACUGCGAAUCUGACAGAUAGAUGUGUCAAUUUAAGAAAAAAAUUGCCUAUGGCCCUUUCAACUCCUUCCUAGUUUUGGAUGUAAUCGUACUGUGAAAAUUAGAUCGAUAAAAAUAUUUUUUCAUCAAUCUAAUCGUAUGUAUUCGGCGUCCUUUGAAAUUGUGACACAGUAUUAUCUUCUCUUGCAGGGUUAGGAUAUGUCUAACUCGUAAAUUCUAAAUACUCCUAGGAUUAGUAUUCAUGUUCACUACUACCGUAACACGGCGCAAUAAAAUUGGUGCAGCGUUCCGUUUUGAAAAUAAGCGAUGGCGUGGAGUACUGUGUAAAAUGAAGUGGACGAAGUCGUCGUAUUGCACAGUUACUCCAUCUGUUAAACACUGUCUAGAUGAAGGUCUUAUUCUGUGGUCUAGAAGUAGAUUAUUGAUUGUUUGGUUUAAUCAUUACAUAUGUAUUUUUGUGUAAAAUGUUUUGUUUGUUUGCUCUAAUCAAUAAAUUUGUUUAUAAAUAACGA